CAACGCAACUAAUAUUAUUACAAUUACUAGAACGAAAUCAACGCGUUGAACUCUAUUUUAUGGUAAAACGUUCGCGUUUUGGAUAGUUGCAUAUUUUUCUUUUCCAUUGUUUGCCGCCAAGUUUUUUUUCCCCGUAAGCGUUUCACCGCACUUGGCGAACCGUUUUACGAACAAAUAUUGCCACCCGACAAACACAUCACGAUGAUUUUGGGACGUCAAAACCGCCAGUUGACGGCGUUGUCCAACAGUAUCAGGAUAUGUAGAUGUUUGAAAUCCACGUCUCCGAGCAUUCGUCAGUACGGCGCGAAGAGGUCCUACAGCCAGCUCUCGAGCAUGCAGCUGGACUUGAAGCGCGCUUUACAGGCGACCGACACACAGUAUAGCGGGUUUUCAGACAGGUCGCAACUGAAAUACGCUCGUCGUCUGGUCGUGAAAUUGGGCAGUGCGGUUAUCACUAGAGAAGAUGAACACGGUAUCGCUCUCGGUCGACUGGCUUCCAUCGUCGAACAAGUAGCCGAAUGUCAUUUAGAAGGCCGCGAGUGCAUAAUGGUUACCAGCGGAGCUGUAGCUUUUGGAAAGCAAAAGCUCACCCAAGAGUUGCUCAUGUCGAUGAGCAUGCGAGAGACCCUAUCUCCAAGCGAUGCUACCAGGAAAGGGGUUACCACCAGUUUGGAAGCUAGAGCAGCUGCUGCCGUCGGUCAGUCGGGUCUUAUGUCCUUAUACGAUGCCAUGUUUUCGCAGUAUGGCGUUAAGAUAGCCCAAGUGCUGGUCACUAAACCUGAUUUUUACAACGACGAAACUCGCAAGAAUCUUUUCAGCACACUUUCUGAGCUGAUCAGCCUCAAUAUCGUGCCAAUCAUUAACACCAACGACGCGGUGACGCCACCGCCACAAGACGACAACCUGGUCAAGUCCAAAGGAAAAAAGAUUGGUAUUGGAUGUUCACAGGUAAUUAGCAUCAAGGACAACGACAGUCUGGCAGCAAUGUUGGCCGCUGAAGUCAAAGCGGACUUGUUGGUGCUAAUGUCCGACGUGGACGGUAUUUACACACUACCGCCUAAACAAGAAGGCGCCAAAAUGAUAUGGACCUACAACAGCGACAUGGCCGACAUAAUUCAGUUCGGCAAGAAAUCGACCGUGGGCACAGGUGGUAUGGACUCCAAGGUGCAAGCGGCCACGUGGGCGCUUAAUAAAGGCGUCAGUGUAGUCAUCUGUAACGGCAUGCAAGAAAAAGCAAUAAAAUCCAUUGUGGCAGGUAGAAAAAUUGGCACGUUCUUUACAAACGCUCCUACAACCGGCACAGCGCCCGUCGAAGUUUUAGCCGAAAACGCGCGCCAUGGUAGUCGAGUUUUGCAAAAACUACCGCCCGAAGACAGGGCCAAGGCUAUUUACAAUUUAGCCGAUUUGUUGAUAAGCAAACAAGCGACUAUUUUGGACGCUAACCAUAAAGACGUUGCGAUCGCAAUCAAAGAAAAGACGGCCGCUCCGCUCGUCAGUCGUUUGUCUUUAACCCCAGAAAAAUUGAAAAGCUUGGCCGUUGGAUUGAAACAAAUCGCCGCAUCAAGUCUUACCAACGUCGGUAAAGUUUUGAAAAGGACUAAAAUCGCCGACGGUUUGGACUUGACCCAAGUCACCGUACCGAUUGGAGUUUUGCUGGUCAUUUUCGAAUCUCGACCGGAUUGCUUGCCGCAGGUGGCUGCUCUGGCGCUGAGCUCGGCAAAUGGACUUUUAUUAAAAGGAGGCAAAGAGGCGUCGCACAGUAACAAAGCUCUUAUGGAUGUCGUCAAAGAAGCGUUGAGCUCGGUCGGGGCCCAAGACGCUAUAUCUCUGGUGUCUACCAGGGAAGAGAUCAGUGACCUGUUGUCGAUGGAGCAGCACAUCGACCUGAUCAUACCCCGAGGGUCCAGCGACUUGGUGCGCAGCAUCCAGGACCAGAGCGCGCACAUUCCCGUGUUGGGGCACGCCGAGGGCAUUUGCCACGUGUACGUGGACAAAGAAGCUGACCUUGAAAAGGCCCUGACCAUAAUCCGCGACUCCAAAUGCGAUUAUCCGGCCGCCUGCAACGCCAUGGAAACGCUGCUCAUCCACGAGGGACUUUUUGGUGGACCUUUUUUCAAUGACGUCUGCGACAUGCUCAAGCAAGAAGAGGUACAAAUAUUCUCGGGACCCGAGUUGUCGAAACGUUUGACUUUCGGACCUCCCAGAGCCAAGUCGCUGAAACACGAAUACGGUGAGCUAGCGUGCGCCAUUGAACUGGUGUCGGAUUUGGACUCCGCCAUCAACCACAUCCACACUUACGGCAGUGGGCACACCGAAGUCAUUAUUACCGAGAACACCGACGCCGCCGCCAAAUUCCAGAGGGACGUCGACAGUGCCUGCGUGUUCCACAACGCCAGCUCUAGGUUUGCCGAUGGAUUCAGAUUUGGCCUGGGAGCCGAGGUGGGCAUAAGUACGGCCAGAAUCCACGCCCGAGGUCCCGUUGGAGUCGAGGGUCUGCUCACCACCAAGUGGAUACUUAAGGGCGACGGGCACGCGGCCUCGCAGUUUACCGAAGAAGGCGGCAAGACCUACGUGCACGAACACUUGCCCGUCGACCAAUAGCUACCAUUACUACCACAACAGCUCCUUACAAUGCAAACGCCGACACUGUCCGAUAGAAUCUUCAGCGCCGUGAUCGCGUUGUGGGCAAAAGUGUCGUCGACCACACUAAAGCUGCUCCGUGACUGAUUGAUUAACUGUCGGACAUCAAUCAAUUACCUUAAUAUUCACCGAACACCUCAUUCGUCCCUUAUCCCAAAAAGCUCUAGUAAAUUAUUUGUAAAGUCUAUUAUCCGGGCAUAGGUGUAUCCUCGUUUGUAAAUAAAAAAAAAAAAAAACCCCAACCCCCAAUAAUCGUACCAAUUUUAUUAUUACUAUCGUUACUUUCUUUAUUUUUGUUUGCUUGGAUUAAUUUUAUCGACUAUAUUAUAUUCAUCAUAUGCUGUUGUUACAACGCGCGACGCCUACUUGACCAAUUUGUAGGUAUUGCGUUUUUAUUUUUAUUUUUUUCAACAUUAUUAUUUUUUUUAAUAAUAAAUUUCAAUAAUAUCAUUGAAAAAGAUUACCCGCGAA
Molecule: messenger RNA, 3111 nt
Organism: Adelges cooleyi (spruce gall adelgid)
Lineage: Eukaryota; Metazoa; Arthropoda; Insecta; Hemiptera; Adelgidae
Gene: P5CS
Product: delta-1-pyrroline-5-carboxylate synthase
Exons: 14
Coding region: 202-2601 (799 amino acids)
Cellular component (GO): mitochondrion; cytoplasm
Molecular function (GO): glutamate 5-kinase activity; ATP binding; glutamate-5-semialdehyde dehydrogenase (NADP+) activity
Source: RefSeq, a predicted model, not a curated record